AUGGCAAAAGGCAGCAACAUGACGACGCUGUUGUUUCUCUUCCUCCUAAUUGCGGCUGCAAAACUGAGCUACGCCGCAGGGGACGCCCUGGGGACCCCUUCCACUCUACUGCCCCCCCAAAAGGACGUUGGCCCAGCGCCUGGGGGGGGCCUGAAUGAUGCAAAGGCUACGUGGGAGUCUGCCGCUGCUGGUGCAGCGCCAGUCAAAGACAGCGCUAAAGAAAGUGCUCCUGCAGCAGCAGAUUCUCCCGCCUCAUUGCGAAACUUUGGCGGCCAGUCGCUCCCGCUCGGCCCCUCAAGAGGCCUGAGCGGGCCCCCUUUGUCUGCCGUCCCCCCCUACUAUCGACAGCAACGAGGAGCAGCUGAUGCGGUUUGUUCGAUAGGGCUGCGGCUGGCGUUUGACUGCGCGUUGCGGCGGGUCAUCGCCUUUGGGGUGCGAGAUCACUUGAUAGAGAAAUACAAACUGCCAAUGGUUGCCCUCGAUCUCUGCCAAAGCGAAAUUUUGCUAGACGUCGAGCAGUGCAUUCCGGUAGAAUUCACAGACCUCUUUCCUUCAGAUACAUUCAUCGAGGUGGUUCGGAACAAGCGGCUGUUGGUUGGCACCAUGGACUUCAGUGUAUUUCCGCAGUUGGCGUCUGAUCAGGGGUAUACGUCGGGGUUUUACCCCGAGCUUGUUCAAGCUGUUGUUCGGGAGUUGACAGUAAUAGCCCUGCAAAACCCGGGGCUUCGUCGUGAGUUGGUGGGCGACCGCGAGUUGAAUAUCAGCAUUCUGGAUCAGCCCUUCAGCAAACGGCUGAAAGACGUGAAAGCCGCAGUGGCGCAGGAGUUGUUCUGGAACGCCGCAUGCAAUGAAAACGCCAGAGGUCCACACAGCUUGCAGCAUGCGAGAGCCGCGGCUGGUCUGAACGACACUCUGGGGGGAGAUGGGAGUUUGCCUUGGCACGACGGAAUGAUGUGUGGUGAGACGUCUGGGAGUUCGUCUUCUUGUCUGUUGCUGGGCUGUCUGUCGCCGUGGCGCGAUAUACCCAAAGAUAUUUUAAUCGGUGUAACGCACGUCAAAUUCAGCACACCGAUGAACUUGGUGGCUGCCGUACAUCGCGGAGAGGUGCACAUGACUGACGUCGGCACCAUUGCAUCGGCUUACUUGCCAGAGAAAUACAAUUUCCUGCCGCUGCGAGAAGUGCUGGAACCCUCCUGCACAAUAGGCGCGUGGAAGAGUUUCUUCCUGAUGCGGGACCCAUGGAGCCGUCGGCGACGCGAUCGCCGACACAGUACGGCAGGGCAAGAACGAAGGAAAUCAGCAAGGGCGGCAACAGAGGCAUUUCAAACGGAUGCGGGGGCAACGACCUCGCCGCUUAACACAAAUACAGGGAACAGCAACCUAGAGAGGUCACCUUCGGGCUUCUCGUCAAUGUCGAUGACACCUGCAGAUAUGGACAGAGAGAGGAGACCUAGUGGAUCAUCAUUUUGGGGGGAAACUCAGCAGCAUAUGGAAAGCGGCGAAGGGCUGCAGAGCUGGGAAGAGCGGAUGCAGCAGACGCGCCGUUUGUUCUUCAAGCUCUACGGCGUACAGACAGAAAGCUCCCCAACGGCGAACAACAGCAGCAGCAGCAGCAGCAGCAGCAGCCAGCAGAGCCCAGCGAACGGCGUUGGGACUGCCGGGGCCAACGCGGUCAACACAAGCAGAAACGCGGAUACGGACACCGCUGCGUUUGAGGAGAAGACGCUGGUGAAGCUGCAGGCAGUCGAUCAUUUCUUAUUCUCCUACUUGUUCCCCGAGGACUUCAGGAUCUACAGUGUGCGAAAGCUGACAGACUUGUCGUCUGUGCUGAGCGAUGGCGAACCCGUAGGAGCCUUCGGCUACGGCCUGGCGGGCCGAGGUGGACGUCGGCGGAUUUCUUCGGCUUCUGCGUGGCGCUGUCACGCGCAGCAGAGGCGAGGUCCGAGUAGUUUGAUUGGCUCACGGUUCAGGAGGGAGCCGAUGGUGCCUCGCAUGGCCGCCGGCCUUCGCCCAGCAGGUGCAUGCGACUUGCAAGCAACAUAUGCGCGUCAAGCAGGGCGGCAGUACGACGGAGUGGUGGAGUUUCCAGGGCCCCUUGUUCCCCUGGCAGCCUUCUUCGCGAAGAGCAGAGACCCAACGUGCAGAGGGCUCCCUAGGCGGCCUGUGAGGGCUGUGGCGGAGAAGCAGGCGGCGCUAGGCGCAGCGGCAUCAAUGCCGUCGCCGCUGCUGUCUGUGCACUGGUACCUGUGCUCCGUCGGUGCAUUGGUUGCAAUUUUAUUUGCCUUCUUUUGA
Molecule: messenger RNA, 2292 nt
Organism: Eimeria mitis
Lineage: Eukaryota; Apicomplexa; Conoidasida; Eucoccidiorida; Eimeriidae
Exons: 4
Coding region: 1-2292 (763 amino acids)
Source: RefSeq, a predicted model, not a curated record